AUGUACGGUAAGAUCAUCUUCUAUGAAGAAAAGAACUUCCAGGGUCGCUGUUAUGAGACCAGCAGUGACUGCGCUGACACAUCCUCCCACCUGAGCAGGUGUAGCUCCUGCAAGGUGGAGAGUGGCUGCUUUAUGGUCUACGACCGCCCCAACUACAUGGGUCAGCAGUAUUUCCUUAGAAGGGGCGAGUACUCAGACUACCAGAAUCUGAUGGGAUUUGGCAAUUGUAUCAUGUCAUGCCGUAUGAUCCCCAUGCACAAAGGGUCUUACAGAAUAAGGAUCUAUGAGAGGGAAAACUUCAGCGGUCAGAUGCAUGAGUUGAAUAAUGACUGCGACAACAUCAUGGACCGCUACCGCAUGUCCGACUGCCAGUCCUGCAAUGUGAUGGACGGCCACUGGCUGAUGUAUGAGCAGCCCCACUACAGAGGCAGGAUGAUGUACAUGAGGCCCGGGGAGUACAGGAGCUUCAAGGACCUGACAUACGACCGCAUGAGAUUCAGCUCCAUCCGAUGUAUAACUGACUCUUGUUAAUGCUAAAACAUUGAUCUGCAUUGAACUGCAUAAAUAAAAACUUCCAUUUUCUAUCAUGGCAUAAACAACUUUCAGUGUUGAUAACAAUAAUACAUUUGAUUUAAUUGUGAUGUAUAUUGUAUUAUUUG
Mugil cephalus (flathead mullet) is the source of this 659-nucleotide messenger RNA. RefSeq names its product gamma-crystallin M3-like. Lineage: Eukaryota; Metazoa; Chordata; Actinopteri; Mugiliformes; Mugilidae. Bases 1 to 531 code for a protein of 176 amino acids. The transcript has 3 exons. The record is from RefSeq and is a predicted model, not a curated record. Gene Ontology annotation, biological process: visual perception; lens development in camera-type eye. Gene Ontology annotation, molecular function: structural constituent of eye lens.